Molecule: messenger RNA, 5410 nt
Organism: Acaromyces ingoldii
Lineage: Eukaryota; Fungi; Basidiomycota; Exobasidiomycetes; Exobasidiales; Cryptobasidiaceae
Exons: 2
Coding region: 215-5143 (1642 amino acids)
Source: RefSeq, a predicted model, not a curated record
GACUCGCGCUCGCACCAGCCGCCAUCCGCCACCUUUGAGAGGCGCAAAUUCCUUCCUGCUCAUCUCUCCUCGUUGCUUCCAUCCUGAAGAUUUCUCUGUCUCUCUGUCUUUGUCUUCUCUUCUUCCUUCUCUCUCUCUCUCUCUCUCCCUCUUUCUGUCUCUGGCUUCUCGCCAGCCAUAGUAACCCUCGGCCGGUCACUCGUCGCUCGGAUCCAUGGCGCAGCAGGCACAGUCUCCUCCGUCUCAGUGGCAGCCGCCGCAGCGGUACCCCGCGGGCGGACCGGUGCCUGCGCAGGCCUUUCCACGCUCCGGCUCCUAUUCUUCCGGGUCGACUGACCCAUCGAAUGCCACUGCCAACGCCACCAGCAGCUGGCGGCAGUCGCAGCCGUUUCCGACGACGCAGCAGCAGCAGCAGCAGCAGCAGCAGCAUACAGAUGACACCAGCUUCUCGUCGUCGAACCGGUUCCGACCGACGUCCUCGUCUGGCUCGACGGGUGCCGGGAGCGUCGGUCAAGUCGCUGGCAAUGGUUUCUCGCAGCAGCCACCCGCGCAAAAGGCUGACGGGCAGCAGCAGCAGCAGCAGCAUGUCCACAAGCGGACCCAGUCGCUCAGACCAAUGUCGGCCUUCCAACCGCUGGAAAACCCCGAAGGCCCUUAUUCGCCCGGAUCGCCAAGCGCAGGCGGCGCAAGGCCUGCCAGUCCGACGGGAUCGACGACGAGGAGCAUCCGCACGGCCGCAGCGCCCCUCACGUUCAAGUCGCCCGAGCUGCGGAGCGCACUGGCGUUGCAGGACGCCCAGUCGCGCAAGAUCUACAUGGAGGGCUACCUCUCCCGGCGCGACCACCUCACGCCCGAGGGAAAGCCGCUACACAUUGGCGACCCAAAGAAGCGCUGGCACCUCUGCUUUGUCCAGCUCUCCGGCACCGUCCUGAGCGUGUGGAGCGUGCAGCAGAUGGAGGAGGCCGCCCGUGCCGGCAAGGAGGUCCCACCGUCAUACAUCAACGUCACUGACUGCUUCGUCGACUAUGUGGGCACCAUUACCGAGUCGCCGCAGGACGUGCCCGGGACCAGGGGACGGUACGAGAAUGUGUUUGCCAUCAACACGGCGGGCCAGAAUCGCAUCCUCUUUGGCGUCGAGGGCAGCGUCGGACGCAGGCUGGUCCAGGCCUGGGUCAAUGGCAUCCGUCUGGCCUCGUGGGAAAAGGUGCGGCUCGAGGAGAUCUACACGGGUGCCCUCAUUCGCGUCCGCCUGGGUGCGGUGGGCAAUGCCCAGCAGGUCAAUGCCGCCGCCACCUCUGGCCCAGGCGGCUCACCGGGCAACAUGGAAAUGUCCGUCAAGAGCCCACUGGCAAAGGGCAAAAUGGAGGGAUGGGUCAAGGCCCGCUUCAUGGGCUCGACCGAGUGGCGCAAGUGCUGGCUCGUCCUCACCGACACGGGCGCCUCUCCCCCCGCCGGCAGUGCUGCGGGCACCGACGACGGCGGCGCCAGCGAUGCCGCCUCGACGACGCAGAGCACCAAGAAGGAGUCCUUUUGGAGCAAGCUCAAGGCCGGCGACCGCAGCAGCAUCAUUGGCUCGCCCUCGACACCCUCCACCGUCGACACGGGCGUCAAGGACAUUGAGGUGCCCCCGGGAAGCAACGGAGCGCCCGGCCUGGCGUGCUUCUAUGAGACCAAAAAGACAAAGAAGCCGUUUGCUAGCCUCGCCUACGCCUCCCACGCCUUUGCCGUCUACCCAUCCAGGCCGGAGCUCGUCGAGGGCAGCAGUCUGUUCAAGGUCGAGGGCGCCUUUCCGCUGAGCCAGACGAUCAGCGCCACCAACCGCGUCCGUCAGUCGGGCUGGGUCAUGGUCAUGCCCGAACUCGAGGGCCAGGGCAACAAGGGAGCCAAUGCCGAGAUGAUGAAGUGGACCGUGGCCUUUAUGGAUGCCUUUAAGCUCUAUGGCAGACCGGGUGCCUUUGACUGGGAUGCCCGCAGCCCUGCCUCGCCCUUCUUUGCCUACCCCAUUGGGCCUUACAAGGACCGGCUGUUCCUCGAUCGCGAGCUGGCCGAGUUUCUCGACAUUCGCGAGGAGCGACACCUGGCCAACAGGAGCAACCUCCAUGGCAUCAUGGCAGCUCGCAUGCGUGGAGAGCGGACACCGGUGCUGCCUGCGCUUCCCCAGCCAAACGUCGAGAGCACCAGGGGCCUCAAUGGGCCGCGCACAGAGGGAGCAGAGAAAGACGAGCAGCAGCAGCAGCAGCCUCAAGCGGCCUUUGCAGCACCUGCUUCUGGCCAGGGAGCCCAUGUCAGCUCUCUGCCGCCACUCAACUUUGGCUCGGAGAACGGCGACACGGGCAGAGAGCCGGAGGCGCCUGCUCGCCGGGCCACGGGAGGACCAGGCGCGCUCGAUGCCAUUGGGGAACGGAGCAGGGAGGGAAGUGCAGUGACUUCGAUGACGUCGCCCAGCACUGCCCUUCCCUCGGCCGGUGCGUCUGCCGCCGGCGUUGGCGCCGCAGCGGCAGCUGCUGCUGCCUACGCAAACGGCCACAGCCACGGCCCCGGCGGCGCGCCUGCUGCAUCUGCUGCUCCCGCGCCUGCGUCUGCGUCUGCCUCGUCCCUUGCACAUGCGCGUUCACGUGUCGAAGACGAAGAGCCGAGAUUCAGGACGGAGUCGCCGUUGGAAAACAAGCCGCUGCCGCUUCCCGUCGCUGCUUCUUCCUCCUCCUCGACUUCAUCGCGAACGGGCCCGCCGCCACCAACAACAGCAACAACAACAACCGGGCAAAACUUGGCGACGUCGGCAGCUGCACCCCCUGCGCCGCCAUCGGUCUCAUCCACCCAGACUCAGACACCUGCACCGGCACCGGCACCAGCCCCUGCCCUGGCACAGUCUGCGCAGCCUGCGCAGUCACUGCCGCCACCUAUCCAGACGUCGGCGGCCGCUCGCGCACCGUCGCAGUACGUCUCGCCGCCACAGCAGCCCAAGGUCCUCGAGGCCUCUGGACGCGGUGCAGAGGCCACCUCGAGCAGCACCCAAACGAACCCGGUCGCCACUGCCGACCGCGGCGUUGGCGCAAGCCUGGCGAGAAGAGACUCGGACCCGUACAACAUCUCGUACGACGAAGGCGCCCUCUUCUUCAUCAACUCGAUGAGUGACCAGCUACCCGCCGUCUCGUCUGCACCUGCCCCUGCCCCUGCCCCUGCAGCUCCCGUGCAGCAGACUCAGGCGUCGCGAGCGAGCACCGACGUCGCCUCUGCUUCGGCACGCGAGCCCAGCACUGCAUCGUCUGCCGCCACCCACGACGCUCAACGUACAGCACAGCCACAAGUGCAGUCCUCUGCUGCUGGCCCGGGUGCUUCUGCACCGGCGUCGCAGAACCAGAACCAUCUCGAGGGAGACGCCAUGGCGGCCUACUCCUUCCUCGACAAGCCGCCUUCCCCUGCCGUCAAGUCGCGGUCUCUGCAAGAGCACCAGGAGGGUGCCACCGCUCCUCCUGCUUCUGCUUCUGCUCCUGCUCCUGCUUCUGCCGCUGCUGUGCCUCCCGCAGCAGCCUUUCCCUCGACGUUUGGCGGCAACAAAAAGGCCCAGGAACGCAAGAUGGCAGCCCAGGCCCAGCAACAGGCUCACCAAGAGGCCCUCGCCAAGCCCGGCCGUCCUGGCGGUAAAAAGCCAAAGGGCAUGCGUCCUGCGGGCAACGGCCGCCAGGCCUACGCAUCGAGCGACGAAGACGAAGACGAGGAAGAGGAAGACGAGGAGCAGGAAGAGGAGAGCAAGGAAGACGACGCUCACAGCCGCCUUGCCAGCCAGCAGACGACGACGUCGAUGGGCGAGCGCACGUCGUCGUUUGGUCCCAGUGCCUCUGUGUCGAGCAUGCCGCCCAGCGCAUCCAUGUAUGGCAUGCCCCUGCAGCAGCAGCAGCAGUAUCAGCAGCAACAGCCGCAAUCGCAUUUCCGCGCAGGCUCCAACUCGUCGCCUAGCGGAUCGCAGAUUGCCACGACGACGCAGCAGCAGCAGCAGCAGCAGCAGCAGCACGCGCCCCGAGGAGCACCGCACCCGUCGCAGCGCCAGACUGUCUUCAACUCUCACCUCGGUGCCGGCCAUGACAACUCGCGAGGCAGCAGCCCGCGGCCAGCAGUCGAUGCCUACUACAACAACAGCCCCGACUCGAACCAAGGCCAGGGCCAGGGACAGGGACAGGGACAGGGACAGGGACAGGGUCUCAUGGGACGCUCGACGUUUGUCAACCUAGGCGACGACGAGCAGCCGGGUGCGAUGACGGCCGUGUUCCAGCCCCACGGCCUGCUCCAGGCCGGCGCGCAAGAUAAAGCCGAGCGCUCAGCCAAGCAGCAGGAGUCCGACGCCCGCGCCAUGGGCUCGCACAUGGUCAGUGUCGACCGCAAGCCCGGCCCACCGCAGGCUGGCCUGCUCGGCGCCAUCACGGCCCACGAACGCGACCGCAAGAAGGAAGGCGGGCUCGGCGCCACGCUGACGGAGCGCGAGCGCGAGCGCGUCCUCGCUGAGCGUCGACAGCGCGAGGAGGACGCGGCGAUGCGGCAGCAGAUGAUGGCGAUGCAGCAGCAACAGCAACAGCAGCAGCAGCACGGCGGCAUGAUGCCCUUCAACCCGAUGAUUUGGCAGCAGAUGCAGAUGAUGGGCAUGAUGAACCCCGCUGCCAUGUAUGGAGGCGGCUCCCAGAUCGGCCACGGUGGAGGCAGCCCUCCUCCUGCCGAUGCGGCGGCGGCGCAGCAGCAGGCCAUGCAGGCCAUGCAGGCCCAGAUGAUGGCUGCCCAGGCCGCCCAGCAGGCCUACAUGCAGGCCAUGUCGCAGCACGGCGGUGGCUCCAUGAUUGGCGGCGACGGCGGCGGCGGCGGCAGUCGGCCCAUGUCACCCCCCAUGGGCAUGCCGCCCUCCUCGAGCAUGGGCAUGCCGGGCAUGGGCAUGGGCAUGGGCAUGAUGGCCUCGCCCUCGUUCAACCCGUACAUGUCCAUGUACGGCGCCCCGCCCAUGGGCUUUCCCGGCUGGAUGUCGCCCUCCCAAGCGCCCGGCUCUGAACUCGGUGGCGCCUAUCCCCAACAGCAGCAGCAGCAGCAGCACGGCGCAGCGAGCCCAAGAGCACGCGGCCGCGAGGGCUCCUCGUCGGAGCGACCGCCCCUUUCGAGAUGAUGAUACUCUUUCUCUCUCUUUCUUUUCCUUUUCCUCAUCGCACUCCCUCCUCCUCCUCUAUCUCCCUCUUUCGCAGAAAAUACUUGGCAGAGUCAGACGAAGGCUUCUCCUGUCCAUUCCGUACGUGUGUACCCCCCACCCUCUUUCUCUCUUUGCGAGUCGCGUCCAGUCCCUCUCGUUCUCUCUCUCUUCUCACUCUCUCGCUGAAAUUAGAAUCUGAAACGGAAAGAAAAAUGCGCAGCAGGAUGUUCUAAAGCAGUAGAUUGG